UUUUGGGGGGGGGGCGCUGUAUUUAAACACUUAAAAUGCACUGCUAUCUCCUGAGCGUGCUCCUCACCGUGGAUCUGGCCACCGUGGCUCUCAGCCUGUCUACCUGCAGCACCCUCGACAUGGAUCAGUUUAUGCGCAAGAGGAUCGAGGCAAUCCGGGGGCAGAUCUUGAGCAAGCUGAAGCUCACCAGCCCUCCGGACGAGUACCCCGAGCCCGAGGAGGUGCCCCCGGAGGUCAUCUCCAUCUACAACAGCACCAGGGACCUGCUGCAGGAAAAAGCCAACCACAGAGCCGCCACUUGCGAGAGGGAGAGGAGCGACGAGGAGUAUUAUGCCAAAGAAGUUUACAAAAUAGACAUGCAGCCUUUUUACCCCGAAAAUGCCAUCCCGCCGAGCUAUUACAGCCUUUACUUCCGGAUCGUGCGGUUUGAUGUGUCGGCCAUGGAGAAGAACGCCUCCAACCUGGUGAAGGCCGAGUUCCGCGUCUUCCGCCUGCAGAACACCAAGGCGCGCGUCUCGGAGCAGCGGAUAGAGCUGUACCAGGUUUUAAAAUCUAAAGAAUUAUCAUCACCAGGACAGCGCUAUAUUGACAGCAAAGUAGUUAAGACAAGAGCUGAAGGAGAAUGGUUGUCUUUUGAUGUCACUGAGGCUGUACAUGAAUGGCUCCAUCACAGAGACAGGAAUCUUGGAUUUAAGAUAAGCUUACAUUGUCCAUGCUGUACCUUCGUGCCUUCCAAUAAUUACAUCAUCCCAAAUAAAAGUGAGGAGCUUGAAGCAAGAUUUGCAGGUAUUGAUGACUACACAUAUUCCAGUGGUGAUGUGAAAGCUUUAAAGUCCAAUAGGAAAAAAUACAGUGGGAAGACCCCACAUCUUCUGCUAAUGUUGUUACCCUCCUACAGACUUGAGUCGCAACAGCCCAGUCGGCGGAAGAAGCGUGCUCUAGAUGCUGCCUAUUGUUUUAGGAAUGUGCAGGAUAAUUGCUGUCUGCGUCCACUUUAUAUUGACUUCAAGAGGGAUCUUGGCUGGAAAUGGAUUCAUGAACCUAAAGGAUACCAUGCUAAUUUCUGUGCAGGAGCCUGCCCAUAUUUAUGGAGCUCAGAUACUCAGCACAGCAGAGUACUCAGCUUGUAUAACACCAUAAAUCCAGAAGCUUCAGCCUCCCCGUGCUGUGUGUCCCAGGAUUUGGAACCCCUCACCAUCCUCUACUACAUUGGAAAAACACCCAAAAUCGAACAGCUUUCCAACAUGAUUGUCAAGUCUUGCAAGUGCAGCUAAAGGAUAUCCCUGAAACAGCAUGACGUGUGUUUAUAAAAAAUAAAGAUAACCAAGGGAAAAAAGAAAGAGAGAGUGAGAAGGAAAGAAAGAAAAAUAAAAACGCGGAUUCAUCAGUGUUAAAAGGAAAAAAAAAGAAGAAAAAAAAAGCGGUACUAGUCUGAACUGUUUGAAAGUUUGUUUUGUUGUUUUUUUUUAAACUGGCAUCUGAAGCAAAACAUUGAAGGCUUUUUCCUACAUUUCACCUACACAUAGUGUGAGAUAGACAAGAAGCAAAGUUAAAGAAAAAAAGAAACCUUUUAAAAAAUAAACACUGGAAGAGAUUUGUUAGUGUUACUAUGUGAAAGGAAAAAAACAGGAAAACCCCAUGAAGUGGAGUUGCUGUAUCUGUCCCGUGCCUUACUUGAUCUCUCUGUAUUGUUAUGCAAUAGGCAUCCUACCCAUUCCUCUUAGCUAUAGAGUUAACAGUGCAUUAUUUAUUUGUGUAUAAAAACUAUCAAAUGAACAUUUCUGUAUCACCAUUGGGAAAAUGAAAACCAGCCAAUGUGGACAAGGUGGAGACCAAAUAAGCUGCCAGAAAUACAUAUAAAGCCUAAAGGAACACGAGCUCAAAACAAUCAGAAAAGUAAUGGUUAGUUUAGUUCAAUUAAAAUAGAAAUCAGUUAUUACAUUACUGAGAAACUCUGCCUUUAAAAUACCUUAUUUUUCAUGCCAGCUGCCUAGAGAGACUUCUUGUAAGGUCUCAAACCCUUGUUUUAAAUACUGAAUGAUUUACUAAUAAAGGACACUCUGUUUCAGUCU
Molecule: messenger RNA, 2072 nt
Organism: Melospiza georgiana
Lineage: Eukaryota; Metazoa; Chordata; Aves; Passeriformes; Passerellidae
Gene: TGFB2
Product: transforming growth factor beta 2
Exons: 7
Coding region: 36-1274 (412 amino acids)
Biological process (GO): BMP signaling pathway; regulation of cell population proliferation; SMAD protein signal transduction
Cellular component (GO): extracellular region
Molecular function (GO): type II transforming growth factor beta receptor binding; growth factor activity; type III transforming growth factor beta receptor binding
Source: RefSeq, a predicted model, not a curated record